Molecule: messenger RNA, 4275 nt
Organism: Schistosoma mattheei
Lineage: Eukaryota; Metazoa; Platyhelminthes; Trematoda; Strigeidida; Schistosomatidae
Source: the annotation of a GenBank genome assembly
AUGACAGUGAACUCUACUCAGGUUGAAGCCAUAUCCCCUGCUCCUGAUGAGUCUCGUCUAGUGGAUGCCCAAGAUGCAAAGCUUCAUCGUGAAAGGGAAGAAAUUAACCGUCAACUGACAGUAUUAGAUGCUGAUAUCAAUAAACAAGAAUCACAUCUAAGAAAUCUGUGUGAACGGGAGGCUCGUCUAACAGCUCGACUUGCGGUAGCACCUGCACGCAAUACAUCGAACAAUAAUUUGAACGGUAACGAUUAUGAAAGUAAAUCAGAUAAAGGGGAUCUUGCUGUUCCGGAAGUAUCUUUCACUUGUAAAACCGGUUUCGAACGGAAUUACGAAAACCCAAUACAGGCAAUUAUUUCUGACAACCGCCAACGCACUCGUCAGCGUCAUCUCAUUUUCACAAGACUUUGUGGUCCCAAAGUUCGACCUGGACCACAUGCCCUGCCAUUUUAUCGCCAACCAUCCGACUUAUCAAGUGUAAGGGCUAUACAAUCCAACUUUCGCAACCAUUUCCGCCCAAAACUUGUUGUUUAUCUUCAAAGACGUCUCCGUGCUGAACAAAGUCGCAUCAGUUUUUUGGCUCAACAAUACGGACGAAAUUCUAGAAUAUUUACCAAAAAGAUGGACAAAUUACUCAGUACGACCAAACGUCGUCAACGUGAUCUUCGUCAUCGAGAUAUUUUUGAGAAAGCGAUGCCGGAAGUUAAAAAAAAUCGCGAAGACAGGGAGAUGGGAAACACGGAAUACACUAAACCAGGAAUCGAGGAUGAUUCUGGCGGGGUUUCUAACCUAACUGAUGGUUCUCAGACUACUCCCUACGAUGCUAUAGAAGAGAUGAAUAAAUUAAAGGAAUAUGCGAUUGAUCCUCCAGUUAUGCUUGCACCUUGGCAGCGUCGAUAUCAAUUCAUAUGUGAAUCAGGUUUAGUCACAGAUUGUCGUGCUCAGCUCCAAGAAAAUCAAGAUCUGUCGAAGUGGUCGGAAGAAGAAAAGCAAAUAUUUAAAGAACGCUAUUUAGCCACUCCUAAAAAUUUUACUUCGAUAGCUUCAUACUUAGAGCGGAAAUCUGUUGCAGACUGUAUCCACUAUUACUAUUUAUCCAAAAAGAAAGAAGGUUAUAAACAGCUGUUGAAAAAGCAUAAUGCUCGUCGACGCCGAGCAGCUCAGACUGAACGUGGAGGGGGCGGUAGUGCUGGUGGAGCUGCUAGCAAUUCAAAUUCUGGCGGGAGUAGCGGUAGCCAUAGUAAUACUAAUAUGAACUCGAUCCCUCCAUCUUCUAGUAAUUGCCAAAAUGGGCAUACGAAUAUAAAUUCCCCUCGUGGAGAGCGUAAUGAAGCAGAUGAAAAAGAUCCAGGAGGAUUAAAAAAUUCACAAACUGAUUCUUCUGGGUUUCCUGAAUCUAAUGAAACAGCUGAGCAUAAGGAUGCUGAUGGAUACAGAAAUAAUAAAAAAGAGACGCAUCAUGGUGGUAGCGGUGGGAGUACUGGUGCAAGAAAUAGAGCUGGACGGGGUCGUCCACCACAACAUACAAAUCAUUCUAAUAUCGAUAACCACAAUGUUGGAUCUCAUGGGCGAAAUCGUGGCGGUAAUAACAGUACUCGAAAUAACGUUGAACCUCAUAAUGUUCACGUUCCUUCGGAUGUCAAGGUACCUGAACAUGAUACUCUAGUUCCUACGAUCGACAAAGAAUCACGGUCUGGAGAUAACGUAAGAAGUGAUCCUGGAGUACAUGUAACCGUUUCUUCUAAUACUAAUUCUCAGUGUGCAGAAUUUGUGACUGAUUCAAAUAAACUGGCUCAACCCCGAACACAUCCUGCAGUGGUUUCCAGUUCUUCAACACGCAUCAAGGAUUUGAUUCACUUUGCUAUUGAAAAAAAUCUUACCAAGCCUUCAUCAUGUGAUAAUCAAGUAAACACAACUGAAACUUUGUCUUCCCGUAUCUCCUCGAUAGGUCCUAGUUCCUCUCAAUCUACUUCAACUAAUAUGGCAAGUGUAAUUACAAACUCUAAGCAUAAUAAGAACCCUUCAACUUCAAUUACAACUGUGAUCCCAAGUUGUCUAGUCUCUAGUCAUAUGGUUACGGAUAAUUCAGAUACAUCUAUUGUUUUUCCAUCGACAACGGCAGCUGAGAUUUACGCAGCUGCUGCACGAUUUGCAGCUGUUAGCGCUAGCGUUUGUGGAAUGAAUACUGAUCCAUUAGUAAUGUCUGUUUCGUCCACGGUUGAUUCUUCCGGAAGUCAUAAACUGGAUGUUAAUAAGUCAUCUGUAUCUACUGCUUCCUUAUCAAGUAACCUACAUUCAAAAUCAGAACUGUCUGAUUUUGCUAGCGUGGAUGCAGCAAAAAAAUGGAUGUCUUCAUUUGUCCCAUCAUGUGGUUCUUUAAGUCUUUCUCAUCAAUAUUCUGAUAGUCGUCUCAUGGAUCCAUCUGCUUCUAGUAAAGCAAUUCUUAUCGGAGAUUUUUUAACUGCGCAACAACUCGAUCGUGCCGAUUCAUCUAAUUGGGGUGGGAAUCACUCAAAUUCACGACAAGCUGAUUACGCUGGAUCCUAUCAAGUUUCUAGAUCUAUUGAUCCAUCUACCUUACCUGUCUGUGUUAGUCAUAUUUCUACAGCUUAUGGGAAUUUUGAUUGUCACCCAGUAUCAGAUUUUCGAACAUCAUCAAGUGUUUCUGAAAAAUGCUUGGGGAGUGAUAUCCUCGCUGAACAUGCUAUUAGGUUGGCAAUACAUGCCAAAGCUGCCGCUGCAGCAGCUGCUGCGUCGUCAUCGGUUAUUCAGUUUGAUGGUCGUAGUUCAUCUGUGUCAGAAAACAAUUUUAGUGGUCCAGACCGCUGUGUAUACUCACCUCUGUCUCCAAGUCCUGUUAAAGCUGAUAGUUUAUUGCCACCUGCCAACCAUUCUACUCCUCCAUGUCAACCUAAUCCACUUUUGGGAGUUCCAGUUUCUAGAAAUGAUACCAAUCACCAAUCGACAUCUACAUUUACUCGCCAGCUAGAUAAUAGUCUUAAUUCUAUAUCUUUCAAACCAGAAAAUGAUCCUAACAUGUCCAUAAAUUCAGAUCAGGUGGCAUCAUUUAUUGCAAACGCUAAUAAAUUAUAUCUAGAAGAACUUGGGUCGUAUACUUCUCGUGAUCGAUCUGAUCCUAUACGGACUCUAACGGGUAACGAAUCUUCUCAGUUUUAUGGUGUUAUACAACAGUUACGGCAGCCAAAGGAGGAAAGUAGUUCUCUCCACCUUCCAAGUGCUAGCAAUGUGUCUGUUACUAAUAUCAACAUUCCAAAUCUGAAUUUUAGUGAUCAGCAGUCGGAAUAUAUGGGUAUGUGUCUACCACGUCCACAUUCAUCUGAGGGUGCCGGUAAUCAUACAUUUGGUUCAUACAUAAAAAGUGAAUUACCAAGAGGAACUCCAUCAAGAUGUAUACUAUCUAAAGGCCAAUACGAUCGCAUACAAACUUCUAGUAAUCCAACUGAACUCAGUCAAUUUGUAUCGGAUUCUGUCAACCCGCAAGCGUUCGUCUAUGCAUGGGGUUUGAAUACACUAGAAAGCCAUAUUAAUAAGGCUAUUACAGAGGAAAUACGAGCUCAAACAGUUUCAAGAAAUUCAUUUCUUCCACACAAUAUAUGUUCGCCUCAUCUACCCAGGACUCCAUCACCUAUUAGCAAACACCAUUCCACACGUAAUUCAGAUUCUCAAUUUCAUUUAAAUGUUCCGCUGAAGAAGCAGGAUCGUUCUAUUUCGCGCUCUCCCGGCAUGGUGAACAGUUCAAUGAUAUCAGGUUCUAGGGAUUCUUUCAAGAAUUCUACUUCUAAAAUCCCAGCACCUGAGCUUCUUACGGCAAAACUUCCUGCUGCUAACAAUGAAGACUUUUUAAAUAAAUCAAAUCAAAAAGGGUAUGCACAGAAUCGAAAAGUAUCUGAAAUGGUCAAAAGUAAUUCAUUGUCUAGUAAUAUUGACUCUGCAGUAGACCAUUCUACUUCACCAGAUGGUGGUACAGAAUCUCCAGGAUUAUUACAAAUAGACUUAGCUGCCUCUGAUUUUUCACCUAAGGUCUUGUCGGGUGCAAUGAAUUCACAUCUUAAGGAUGUUCCUCACUUAAUGUCAUGCAAUACUAGUUCUAAUUGUAUUCAAUCUGUUAAGGAAUGCGGACGUGAUGAUUCCCUAGAUCGGUGGUCACAUACAUAUGGAAAUGAGAACAGUAUAGACUACAAUCAUAGUUCAACGGGAUUGCUAGGAAAUUAUGAUGUCGACUCAUCGGAUUCAGCUCCGUUAAACUCGCUAUAA